Molecule: messenger RNA, 1032 nt
Organism: Melospiza georgiana
Lineage: Eukaryota; Metazoa; Chordata; Aves; Passeriformes; Passerellidae
Gene: GJA4
Product: gap junction protein alpha 4
Exons: 1
Coding region: 1-1032 (343 amino acids)
Biological process (GO): cell communication
Cellular component (GO): connexin complex
Source: RefSeq, a predicted model, not a curated record
AUGGGUGACUGGGAAUUCCUGCAGAAACUGCUGGACCAAGUCCAGGAGCAUUCGACAGUGAUCGGGAAGAUCUGGCUCACCGUGCUCUUCAUCUUCCGCAUCCUCAUCCUCGGCCUGGCCGGGGAGUCCGUGUGGGGGGACGAGCAGUCGGAUUUCGUGUGUAACACCAAGCAGCCGGGCUGCACCAACGUCUGCUAUGACAAAGCCUUCCCCAUCUCCCACAUCCGCUACUGGGUGCUCCAGUUCCUCUUCGUCAGCACGCCGACCCUGAUUUACCUGGGCCACGUUGUCUAUCUGUCCCGCAAGGAGGAGAAGCUGAAGAGGCAGGAGAGCGAGCUUCGGGCUGUGCACAGCAAGGACCCCAAGAUCGAGCAGGCCCUGGCAGCCCUGGAGAAGAAGAUGUCCAAGAUCUACAUGACAGAGAGCGGGCGGCUCAAGAUCCGAGGGGCUCUGAUGUGGACCUACAUCACCAGUGUCAUCUGCAAGAGCAUCUUUGAGGCCGGUUUCCUCGUGGGCCAGUGGUACCUGUAUGGCUUCUCCAUGGUGCCCCGCUAUGUGUGCAAGAGGGACCCCUGCCCCCAUCAGGUGGACUGCUUCAUCUCCCGCCCCACCGAGAAGAGCAUCUUCAUCAUCUUCAUGCUGGUGAUGGGCCUGAUCUCCUUAAUCCUGAACCUCCUGGAGCUCUUCCACCUCUGCUGCAAGAGCCUGCUUAGCAACAUCAAGAAAGUGUCAGGGCCAGCUGUACCGAGCCAGGACACCUUUGUGGACGACAUGGUCACCAGUCCCUACUCUCCCAAGCACUAUCCCUUCCUGCCCAUGGCUGAGAGCCACGCACCCUCCUACCAGACCUACAACAAGCUCUCCAGCGAGCAGAACUGGGCCAACUACCGCAACGAGGAGAACCUGGCCCUGGGCGGCGGCAGCAGACCCCUGUCGGACCCCUACGCCCCCGGGGCUACUGAAGCCUCCGCCCCGGAGGAGAAGCCGGGCAGCCGGCCCGGCAGCUCAGCCUCCAAAAAGCAAUACGUGUAG